AUGUCGUCGACACAACGACGCAUCAUUCUAGUGACAGGCGCGAACAAAGGCGUCGGGUUUUGGAUUGUCAAAAAGCUCGUUGAACAAAAAUCGAAUUAUGAAGAGACUGUCGUUCUUCUUGGUAGUCGAAAUGUGAAACGAGGCCAAGAUGCUCUUAUCAAAUUAGGAUCUCCGUCUAAUGUGUUUCUUCUUCAGUUGGAUACAUCUUCACUAGAAAGCAUUAUUCGAGUAACAAACGAGAUUCAGCAAAAAUACACUGGUCAAUUGGAUGUCAUCAUUAACAAUGCUGGAAUUUCAGUGAAAGAACUCAGUGUGGAUGCAGCUCGUCAAACAUUUGCUACGAAUUAUUAUGGUGUCAAACUACUGAAUGAACAUUUGUUGCCAUUCUUAAGAGAGCAUGGUCGUAUCAUUAAUGUAUCUAGUCAAAUUGGUCCUAUGACAUUGUAUGAAACGUCAAAAGGCAUUCAGGAAAAAUACACCGCAUCAACCUUGACAUUUACUGAACUCGAUAGUCUUGUCGAAGAUUUCAUUGCAGCUAUUAAAACUAACACACUCGAUGCUGCAGGAUAUUCGAUCAAAUCAUGUUCGCCUAUCUAUGGCAUGUCGAAAGCAGCACUAAAUGCUCUAACUCAAGUGGAAAUGCGUCAGUGGAAAAACAUGAAAAAUCUUCUUAUUGUUUCUGUCACACCUGGAUUUUGUGCGACAGAUAUCAACGAUAAUGCACCAGAUGCUCGUCCUGUUGAGUUUGGUGCCGAUUCAAUCUUACACGCAGUGAACUCUCCUCUGGGUGAACUGGAAAAUGGUGCAUUCUAUCGUGAUGGUGAACAACUACCAUUUAUUUCCAAACCAAUUCCCAGAGAUCAAUGGAAAAACGUCUCUAAGGAACUAAAUCAAAAAUAG
Molecule: messenger RNA, 900 nt
Organism: Adineta steineri
Lineage: Eukaryota; Metazoa; Rotifera; Eurotatoria; Adinetida; Adinetidae
Source: the annotation of a GenBank genome assembly